AUGUAUCCAGCGCUCCGGACGUCUAUACUGUCAAGCGCCCGUUGCUGGGAUGCCGACAGUGAGCGGUCCUACCAGGUUCUCUUUGAUAAACUUGACACCAAUAAAGAUGGCAGGGUGGAUGUGGCUGAAUUACGAGCGGGCCUUAAGGCGAUGGGGAUGUUUCGCCACGGUGCAGCACAGAAAAUCGUGUCAUCUGGAGACCGGAACAAGGAUGGGUGUUUGGACUUUAACGAGUUUACCAAAUAUCUGAAGGAGCAUGAGAUGAAGCUGAUGCUGACAUUCAAAAGUCUGGACAGAAACAACGAUGGGCACAUUGAUGCCACAGAGAUCCAGCAGGCCCUUGCAGAACUGGGCAUAGAUAUCAGCAGGAAACAUGCAAUGAAAAUCUUACAAAGCAUGGACAUCGAUGGAACCAUGAUGGUCGACUGGAACGAGUUCAGAGAGCACUUCCUGCUGUAUCCUGCCUUCAACCUGGAAGAGAUCAUCCGCUACUGGAAGCACUCCUCGUUCCUGGACAUUGGUGACAGCCUCUCCAUCCCGGAUGAGUUCACGGAGGAAGAGAAGAGAUCAGACGAGUGGUGGAAGCAGCUGGUUGCUGGUGCUGUGGCGGGCGCCGUGUCUCGCACGGGGACGGCCCCUCUGGACAGGCUCAAGGUCUUCAUGCAGGUUCAUUCCUCCAAAAAGAACAAGAUCAGCCUGAUCGGGGGGCUGAGACAGAUGAUUGUAGAAGGAGGUCUGACGUCGUUGUGGCGAGGAAACGGGAUCAACGUCUUAAAGAUCGCACCUGAGACCGCAAUCAAGUUCAUGGCCUACGAACAAUAUAAGAAGUUGUUAACUUCAGAGGGAAAGAAAAUAGAGACUCAUAAGCGGUUUAUGGCAGGGUCUCUGGCUGGGGCCACAGCACAAACAGCCAUCUACCCAAUGGAGGUUUUAAAGACUCGGCUGACCUUAAGGAAAACCGGCCAAUACGCGGGAAUGUUUGACUGUGCCAAGAAGAUCCUGAGGAAGGAGGGGGUCAUUGCUUUUUAUAAGGGCUACAUUCCAAACUUAAUAGGCAUCAUUCCCUAUGCAGGGAUAGACCUCGCAGUUUAUGAGACUCUGAAGAGCACUUGGUUGUCUCAUCACGCCAAAGACUCAGCUAACCCUGGAGUUCUGGUGCUGCUGGGUUGCGGAACCAUCUCCAGUACCUGCGGCCAGCUCGCCAGCUAUCCUCUGGCUCUCAUACGCACACGGAUGCAGGCACAAGCGUCUCUAGAUGUGUCAGACCAGCCCUCCAUGAGUUCUCUGCUGAGGACGAUUGUAGCCAAAGAUGGUUUCUUUGGGCUCUACCGAGGCAUCCUGCCAAAUUUCAUGAAAGUCAUUCCUGCUGUCAGCAUUAGCUAUGUGGUUUACGAGUACAUGAAGACCGGCUUAGGGAUCUCAAAAUGAUGACUGCGAGGAGCAAAGGAAGAACACUCAGUAAUUGUUAGACUUGAAAGCAAAACACACACACAGACACACACAAAGUAAUCUCCAAAACAUACAGAGCAUGACUUGAUUGGUUGACUGGAUGGAAAGCUGUAUGUAUGUUUUAACUAUUGCCUGCCAGUAGUGUUUUGAUUAAUUGUGGUGCGCAUGCUUUAUUUUUAAUCUUAAGAUUGCACGUCACACUCCCAUACACACAGUCUGCAAAGACAUUUCUGAAGAAAAAAAAAAAUUUUUAUUUACUGUUUUAAGUUGUGAUGAAGCAAAAGAUAAGACAUGAUGUGAUGAUUUUGUUUAUAUAUCUAUAUAUGUAUCUAAGAAGAAGAUCUUUCCAGGGAAAGUUGGAUCUUAUCCUAAGCUAUGCUGUUUUUCAGGGUCAGAAAAGUAACACUAAGGCUGUUUCAAUCUGUACUUGUCCUCACACUGGAGAUCUCAUUUUUCACUUUUACUUUUAAAAACACACCUCCCCUUUUAAGGACACAAGCUUCAGAUAAGCAGGUCUCCAACCAGCAGCUGUCGACUAAACAGAACGAGGCCUCAGAAGUCCAUACUUAUUAACACUGGAACCGAGUGUGCAUAACGACACACUUCUCGUGCAAUGUGAAAUCCUGCGUACGUCAUGAUUAUUUACAUGUGCCUUACAGCCUCUUGAUGCAAACCUCGGAGAUGACUUUUUCAGCUAUAUAAACUGUAUCUAUGUACUGUAUAUCGACAUGUUUUCAGGUAUGCUUAUUUAUUGGACUGAUUGACAAAUCCUGUUAAUAGACUGAAAUACCUGUAAAGAUCAAACUGUCUGGUGUCUCUUAUUUUCAAUUUGAAAACAUGUAAGCAUGCAGCGCAAGGAUCCAUUGUUAUCUAAAGCUAAAAGAUGAGCAUAGAUGUUUUUAUUUUAAAGCAAACAUGAUAGUGUGAUCUCUGUGUGAUUUCAGCUAUAAGAGAACAUCAACACUUAAUGGAUUAAAGGUCAAUCAAGAUUUUCUAUCCAAAUGUACGUUUUGCUUUUAGCUAGAAUGUUAUACUAUAAAGAUGGACAGGGAUAUUUAUGUUAGCUAUUGUUGCUUAAAAAGGGUCAAGAUGACAGACAGAUUAGAAGGUUUUGAAAACACUGCCCUCUCUAACACUGCGAUCAUUGGUCAACAUUUUAGGAAAAGAUUUCUAUGACAUUCAAGUUUCUUAAAAGUUUACUAUAUUUGCAGUUUUUAAUUUUUAAAUAAAAAUUGAUUAUAUGGAAUUCAGCUUAAAAAUUUGAAGGAGAACAUUUUUUGUUUUUUAUUCUGAUGAUAGCUUUAAAGGGCUUUUCCUUAACGAACUGGUUUUAUCGUGGCCUGAGUGGGAAUUACCAAAAUUUGAAUGGAAUGGCUUUUAUGUUUUGUCGGAUCUUUGAAUUGGUUGGCACAUGCAAAGUGGAUUUUAUUUAAAUGUUGUAAAACCUUCAAAUAAAGUUUUUGAACUUUGUAACAGAACAAUAGCAGAUAAAAGCUUUAUAUUGCAUGGAGACAUGUAAUUUAGAGUCAAAUAAAUGUGCAGUUAAAAGUCAAA
Molecule: messenger RNA, 3003 nt
Organism: Cyprinodon tularosa
Lineage: Eukaryota; Metazoa; Chordata; Actinopteri; Cyprinodontiformes; Cyprinodontidae
Product: calcium-binding mitochondrial carrier protein SCaMC-1-like
Exons: 10
Coding region: 1-1428 (475 amino acids)
Biological process (GO): transmembrane transport
Cellular component (GO): mitochondrial inner membrane
Molecular function (GO): ATP transmembrane transporter activity; calcium ion binding
Source: RefSeq, a predicted model, not a curated record